AUGCGAGGCGAGACUACGAUUGUAGCUCGCCGUGCCGCGCUGAUUAAUACAAAAGUACGAAGGAAGUACGAAGGAAGUACGAAGGAAGUACGAAGGAAGUACGAAGGAAGUACGAAGGAAGUACGAAGGAAGUACGAAGGAAGUACGAAGGAAGUACAAAGGAAAUACGAAGAAAGUACGAAGGAAGUAGGAAGGAAAUACGAAGGAAGUACGAAGGAAGUACGAAGGAAGUUCGUAGGAAGUACGAAGGAAGUACGAAGGAAGUACGAAGGAAGUACGAAGGAAGUACGAAGGAAGUACGAAGGAAGUACGAAGGAAGUAUGA
Molecule: messenger RNA, 324 nt
Organism: Psylliodes chrysocephalus
Lineage: Eukaryota; Metazoa; Arthropoda; Insecta; Coleoptera; Chrysomelidae
Source: the annotation of a GenBank genome assembly